Molecule: messenger RNA, 2682 nt
Organism: Hyposmocoma kahamanoa
Lineage: Eukaryota; Metazoa; Arthropoda; Insecta; Lepidoptera; Cosmopterigidae
Product: probable RNA-binding protein 46
Exons: 4
Coding region: 98-1663 (521 amino acids)
Cellular component (GO): nucleus
Molecular function (GO): mRNA binding
Source: RefSeq, a predicted model, not a curated record
CGUGACGUCAUAGCCGCCGCAACACUUUGUCGGCAAAGUAUAAAGAGAGCCGCGGCUUUGAGAAACCGCUUUUUCGUCAUUUUGAUUUUGAUUGUGCAUGAGUAUCUAUGCUUUUACCAUGAACGCUUUAGUGAAGAACCCUGGCAACGUGUUGACUUAUAAACUACUUGACCUGAUGGAGAAGACCGGUUACCCCAUUGUCCAGCAGAACGGUCAGCGACGGUUUGGGCCACCCCCGGACUGGGAGGGUGCACCGCCACCCAGAGGCAGUGAAGUUUUUAUUGGGAAACUGCCACGAGAGAUCUUCGAAGACGAGCUGGUGCCGAUCUUCUCUCGGUUUGGAAAGAUAUACGAACUGCGGUUGAUGAUGGAUUUUUCUGGAUCGAACAGAGGAUACGCCUUCGUAACGUACACGACUCGAGUUGAGGCCUACAGGGCCAUCAAGGAGCUGAACGGUUACGAAAUACGACCUGGCAGGCAGAUUGGCGUCGUAAAGUCUGUAGACAAUUGCCGACUAUUCGUCGGUGGGAUUCCAAGGAGCAAAACGAAGGAAGAGAUUAUGGAAGAGCUUUCUAAACGUGUUCAAGGGAUUGUUAACGUAAUCCUGUAUAAGAACUGCUUCGAUCGAAGGUUGAACCGAGGUUUCGCGUUUGUGGAGUUCACGUCGCACCGGGCUGCGGCCAUGGCAAGGCGUGCGCUCGUACCUGGUUGUGUCAAGAUAUGGGAUCAAGAAGUGAUGGUGGACUGGGCCGAGCCUGAACCAGACGUUGACGAUGAGCAGAUGAAACGGGUUAAAGUGCUCUAUGUAAGAAACUUUAAAAUAGGAACAACCCCUGAAACAAUUCAAACGGUUUUCGAAAACGCGAUUGACAAUAAAAUUGAAAGAGUUAAAAAGAUUUAUGACUAUGCAUUCAUACAUUUCUAUGAGCGAGAGCAUGCUGAGCUUGCGAUGUCUAAGUUGGACAAUGCUGAAGUUGACGGCAGUAAUAUUGAAAUACGUUGGGCUAAACCUGUAGACCGAGAGCUAUAUAAGAUACAAAAGCUACAUAAAGGCAAUGCGAAGUUCAAUAAUAGUUUGGACUUGACUCAAACACUCUUGCUUUACAAUCAGCACUUGGAGCAGAAGGAAUAUGCAAACUCGCCAAAGGAAGAUGAAGGAUUCGGAUCUGCCUGUGCAGGGGAAUCUUCUUGUGGAUCACCACCCAAUAUGAAGGAUUCAAGGUUCCCGCAGUACCAGUAUACACCACCAAAAGACAAUUACUACUCGCUCGCUCCUGCUAAGCUGGAUGCUAUGUGUAAAAGGUACAUGUGGGCGCCCCCCGUCUACGACUACCAGAAGUACAUGACCAGCACCGGCGCCGAAGUGUGGGUGUGCCGACUAGAGCUGUCGGGCGUGGGCGCGCCCCUGCUGCUGUCGCCGCGCCGCAUCGGCCCGCUCGUCACGCGGCCGUGCUCCUCGCUGCAGCAGGCGCAGGUGGAGGCUGCGGAGACUGCGCUACAUUGCAUUAAGAUGCUACGAACAGACCUGAUCCAACAAUCCACUCCAACACUGCCGCCAAUGUACCCUCCGAUCAUUCCAACUUUGCCCGCCUGCGUUAGCCCGUAUGACUACAUUAACACACAAAUUUACACUCGCCCGCCGCCCCAUUAUGCCUAUCUGUAACUGUGUCUACCUGCCUACUAUUUGGAGAACCGUUCGGCGUUUAAAAAUUGAUCUACAGUGCAUUGUCUAUAUGUGAUAAAUGUCUUCUUAUACUGGCUAGUAACUUGUUUAAAGCAUAAACUCGCCUUAUACUGGCUCUUGCAGUGUUGACUUUAGCAAAAAUGAAAAAUGUCUUUUCAUUCUUUGCACAAGUUUAUAAACAUUUAACAUUUAUCUAUUGUGAUGUAGCUAAAAAUUUUCUGAGUCUAGUUUUUUGGAAAUCCAGUAUAGGAAAGCUCGCGCAUUGUAGCCUUGUAAGGUAGCGUUUUUUUAUAUGUAAAAAUAUUACAAAAAAGUUUUAAGUUUCUUGGCUAUAGAAAUAGUGUUGUUUCUUGAGCAAAUAAUUUAAGUUUCUAACUAAAGAAAGCCAAGUAAAUUUUGUUGUUUUAUGUGUUAUGUUAUUAAUCAGAGUUUAGCUUGAUUCUUGUUUAACGGUUUGGAUUUUCAAGAUGUUUUAAGAAAAACUUUACUAAGUAAUCUUUUUUAUAGAAAAUGUGCAGUUUUUUGAACAUGGAAAUAUGCAUUUGGUUCAUGAAAUGGCUAGGUUUUAGGCGCCUCAAAUCAGACAUUGUAUGACCUUUUUUAGUUUAUUUACUUGUAGCUAACUUCUGACCAAAGUUGACGAACACCAUUAUUGAUAACUUUUGACAGCUUCAUAUUCUAUUUUGUAAUAUGACGUAACAACUUUGACUACUAUUACAAAUUGUUUGACUCGUAAAAAAGACGCACAAUUAUAGGUUUUCAUUAUUGUCUCUUGACGUUAGUUGAUUCUAUAAAUAGAUCAGAAGAAUUUAGUUUACAUAAGUGAAUGGUUUUAUAACGGUGCGGUGUAGCAAAGAAUUUAUUGCGGUGUACAAAAGGGACCUUUUUUCUGACGGGUUUUCAGUACUUGUAGUAAUUGAAUACUCUUCUAGUUGAGGGCUCGUAUUUUUAACCACAAUUACAGUUUUAUUAAGGCUCAAUGUAUAUGCGGCGGAACG